This is a messenger RNA of Balaenoptera musculus (blue whale), 1208 nucleotides long. Its product is annotated as UDP-glucuronosyltransferase 2B4-like. The transcript has 3 exons. NCBI's taxonomy places the organism in Eukaryota, Metazoa, Chordata, Mammalia, Artiodactyla, Balaenopteridae. The record is from RefSeq and is a predicted model, not a curated record. Gene Ontology annotation, molecular function: UDP-glycosyltransferase activity. Bases 3 to 857 code for a protein of 284 amino acids.
AUAUGAACAAGAUGUCUGUGAAAUGGCUCUCACUUCUGCUGCUACUACAGCUGACUUGCUACUUUAGCUCUGGAAGUUGUGGAAAGGUGUUGGCACGGCCAAUGAAAUACAGUCAUGGAAUGAAUAUGAAGACAAUCCUGGAUGAACUUGUCAUGAGGGGUCAUAAGGUGACUGUUCUGAUAUCUUCAGCUUCCAUUCUUAUUGAUCCCAACAAACCAUUUGCUAUUAAGUUUGAGACUUUCCCUAUGUCUUUAACUAAAGAUAAUUUGAAGAAUGCCAUCAAGCAUUUGAUAGAGAAAUGGACAUAUCUGGCAAAAAAUCCGUUGUGGACAUAUUUUUCAUCAUUGAGAAGUUUAUUUUGGGAACUUUCUGACAUGCUUAUGAAUAUCUGUAAAAAUGUUGUUUCGAACAAGAAGCUUAUGACAAAACUACAUGAAUCAAGGUUUGAUGUUGUUCUUGCAGAUGCUGUUGGACCCUGUGGUGAGCUGCUGGCUGAGGUACGUAAAGUACCUUUAGUGUACAGUCUCCGCUUCUCUCCUGGUUAUUCAGCUGAAAAGUAUAGUGGAAGACUUCCAUUCCCACCAUCCUAUGUACCUGCUAUGUUUUCAAAAUUAAGUGAUCACAUGACAUUCGUGGAGAGGGUCAAAAAUAUGAUAUAUGCACUUUAUUUUGACUUUUGGUUCCAGACAUUUAAUGAGAAGAAAUGGAAUCAGUUUUACAGCAAAGUACUAGGAAGACCGACUACAUUAUUAAAGGCAAUGGGGAAAGCUGAAAUGUGGCUCAUUCGAACAUACUGGGAUUUUGAAUUUCCUCUCCCACUGCUACCAAAUUUUGAAUUUGUUGGAGACCUCCACUGAAAACCAGCCAAACCCCUGCCUAAGGAGCCAUCUUCAUGCUCUCCCUCUGCUGCUGCCCCGAUUUUUGUGGUUGCCAUGCAGGGGACACCCCUAAUUGCUUGUCUCUGAAGGCCAGAGGGGCUUACAGGGCUUGCUCCCAUGGCACUGUAACAAUCACAGAAAAGUUCUUGGCAGACUACCACCCCCAAGGUGCUGCACAGACAGUAGACAGAAACACACCUCCAAUCUUCCUGAGAAAGAGGCCUGUUUGUCCAGAAGCUUUGGCCUGAGGGGCAGGCUUCUGGUCUGGCACACUUCCAAAGGCAUACAGAGAUGCUCUCAGGGAGCUGUUAGAACUAAUAAAUUCAGUAA